This is a messenger RNA of Prosopis cineraria, 1467 nucleotides long. RefSeq names its product U-box domain-containing protein 4-like. Gene Ontology annotation, cellular component: nucleus; cytoplasm. NCBI's taxonomy places the organism in Eukaryota, Viridiplantae, Streptophyta, Magnoliopsida, Fabales, Fabaceae. The transcript is spliced from 2 exons. The record is from RefSeq and is a predicted model, not a curated record. Gene Ontology annotation, molecular function: protein binding. Bases 58 to 1206 code for a protein of 382 amino acids.
CCCUUCGCAUCACAUGUAUUUAGCGAACCUCUCCUCUCCUUCUGCUUCUCUCUGUGUAUGCUAUCGAACCUUACCGAAGAGCUUUCCAUCGCGUCCUCAAGCCAAUCACCAAUCGCCGUUCAUAGUUCAUCGCAGAGGAGACUGAUGGGGACGGAGAGCCCGGUGAAUUUCACUUACAUGGGAAGGAGUGUCAGUGAAUCGAGUAUCGAUGAUCAUUCCUCUUCGGCUUUCAGCGAUUGCAACAGUGACAGAUCUGGUGAAUUUCCGACGGCCUCUUCCCAGAGCCGAAACCUCCUGAUUGCCUGCGCAUCAGACAAUUCCGACGAUUUUAUCGCUCGACUGGUGAACGAUCUCCAGUCCUCUUCGAUUGAGGACCAGAAGCAAGCCGCCAUGGAGAUUAGACUACUGGCCAAGAACAAGCCGGAAAACCGCCUUAAAAUAGCCGAAGCCGGCGCUAUUAAGCCGUUGAUUUCACUUAUGUCGUCGCCGGACCUUCAACUCCAAGAGUACGGCGUCACGACGAUUUUGAAUCUCUCACUGUGCGAUGAGAAUAAGGAGCUUAUAGUUUCUUCGGGAGCGAUAAAGCCUCUGGUUCGAGCACUCAACACAGGGACAUCAACGGCAAAAGAGAACGCGGCGUGUGCUCUGCUUCGCCUCUCGCAUGUAGAACAGAACAAGGUCGUAAUCGGAAGGUCGGGAGCCAUUCCCCUUCUGGUGAAACUUCUAGAGAGCGGAAGCUUCCGCGGGAAGAAGGAUGCCUCGACGGCGCUGUACUCCCUCUGUUCGGUGAAGGACAACAAAAUAAGGGCGGUGCAAGCCGGAAUAAUGAAGCCGCUAGUGGAAUUAAUGGCCGAUUUUGGAUCAAACAUGGUGGACAAGUCAGCGUACGUGUUGAGCGUACUGGUAUCGGUGCUGGAGGCGAGAGCGGCGCUGGUGGAGGAAGGAGGAAUUCCGGUGCUGGUUGAAAUCCUAGAGGUGGGGUCGCAGAGACAGAAGCAAAUAUCAGCGGUUAUACUAUCACAGAUUUGCGAGGACAACGCGGCCUACCGUACUAUGGUGGCACGCGAAGGAGCAAUACCACCGCUGGUGGCUCUGUCGCAGUCCGGCGCCGGCAGCUCCAAGCAUAAGGCGGAGACACUAAUAGAGCUUCUGAGGCAACCAAGACCCGGCAACGCCGCUAUCAGUGCGCCGGGGGUCUCAGCAUAAGCCCCACCGCAAAUCGUGGCCAUCGAGAGGAAGAAGAAGAAAUGAUGUUGUAAAUGUGUUUGAUACGGUAAAGCGUUGUAAAAUUUGUGAUAAAAUGAAAAUGAGUUUGGUUUUGUUUAUUUGUGGGCGAGGACAAUUACGCUCCUCCACCAGCUCGGUUUGUUGUGACUAGUUAGCGGUAUGCAGUUCCAGAGCCGUCCUUUUUGCUCCUGUUGGUGCUGUUGGCGUAAUAAAUAUGCAACAUACUCACUUUUAUUUGUU